Eimeria tenella is the source of this 474-nucleotide messenger RNA. RefSeq lists its product as uncharacterized. NCBI's taxonomy places the organism in Eukaryota, Apicomplexa, Conoidasida, Eucoccidiorida, Eimeriidae. The record is from RefSeq and is a predicted model, not a curated record. The transcript has a single exon. The coding region runs from base 1 to 474 and encodes 157 amino acids.
AUGGCAGCAGCUGCUCUUCAGGGCAAGUCCGCUGCUGCUGAAGCAGGGGACAACUCCUCUGCGGCUGCAGCAGGUGAGGCGCCAGCUGCAGCAGCAGCAGGUGCUGCUGCUGCUCCAGCAGCAGCAGCAGCAACGCCUUCACGAGAAGCAGAAGCUCAACUCGUCGAGUCGCCGGCACCGCCGGUUGCAUCCGCAGCAGCGGAAGCAGCAGCAGCAGUUCCUGCUGCUGCUGCACCAGCAGCAAGUUUCUUACCUGCUGCAACAGCAGCGCCGAGAAGCGCCGAAAGUCCGACAGCAGCAGCAGCAGCAGCAGCAGAUGCUCCAGCCGCGACAGAGGAGCAGCAAAGCGCUGCUGCAGCAGCUGUGGCGCUUGCAGGAGAGCUGAAGUUGCCGCUGGUAAGCAAUCACCAGCAGCAGCAACAGCAGCAGCAGCAGCAGCAGCGACAGCAGCAGCAGGGGAAGUAUGACAAGUAG